AUGCUCAAGCACUGCCCUGGCCGUGGGCAGUACCAGGGAUGCUUCAGUGAGAGCAAGUGGGGAGGCAGAAGAGAGAAGUAUAAAUGGGACCUUUUUGUUUCCUGUGCUGAGAGGAUGUCCAAAAAGAUGUGUGAAGUGCCAAAUGCUCUUCGUGCAGUAUUGGGUAUAGAGACUCUGAAGGCACCAGGUCGGGCUACAGCAAAGGGACAAGCUUCAAGCAGCAUCAUGCCAAUGCCAUUGGCACUAGGCGUUGAGAAGUUUAUUCUCGAACGCAUUCAGUCAGGAGAAGAAGUGACACGGGAUUACGUAGCCAAUCUGGUUGUUUAUAUGGCCAAGCAUUGGAACGAACACAUUGAAAAGUUCAGGGAGCAGGCUUCUUUGGUAUUGGGGCAACAGGUCUUGAAGGACUGCGACCAACACGUCAUUGCCACCGACUCCCCUUCGGAGAAGGAGGUUGAGGAGGCACAGAAGGUGGCAGCUGUCGCCAUGAACGAUGCAAUGCGAACGUUGAGACCGUUCGAGUUCAGCUUGCACCCCAAAGCACUCGAGUUGGAUAUGGAGGCAAGCCUAAGGGCAGACGCAUGGGCUUUGCAGCAGUUGGGGGCGUAUCAACAAGGAAAGCUCAUUGCCUACGCGUGGGUGAGCAGAGGACUCACAUCCAUUGAAGACUUUGCAUCUUGGCAUUUUGACGGAAAUGUGGAGAGUGCAAAGCAGGCUCUUGCCAGAACAAAGGAUGCUAUGCGGGCUCUCUUGGCCUUGGAGGAGCUGCCGUCAGUGGAGAGCGCCAAAACCCUGGAAUCUGUGAAUUUGGCAGAGCAAUCUGUUCUUGAGGGAGAACUUGUGUCUCAGUGGGCCAUUCAGGCAGAUGGGGAUGGCAGCCAACCAGUUCCACUCCCUAUGUGGUUCAAGCCAGCAAUAGACAGAACGAUCAUGAUUUGGACCAAAGAAGCCAGCAAGUGGGAUGAGUGUUUGGCCAAGCGCCACAAGAAUGGGAGGGAGCAUUUCACGCCAAAGCAGCAGGAGCAGUACGAUACCUGGAAAGGUACAUGGUGUAGACGCGUCAUUUUGGACAAAAAGCGGCAGAUUCAAGUCCUCAAUUUCCACAAAAAGAACCUCACCCAGCUCCGGAGCAGCUGCUUGUUGCUUGAGGUUCAGUUGGCCAGGGAAGCAGAGAACUUAAAAAUUCGUUCAGGCACAGGCAUUUUCUAUCGGCUGAAGUUGCUAGAAGUGAAGGUCCCAGCAGCCGAGCUACCGGCAGAGCUCGACCACUUCCCAGAGGAUGCAUUGUCCGAUUGUGAUGCUGAAGAGGGGGAUGGCGGGGAAGAUGAACACGAGCAAAUGGAUGAAGCUAAUGGCAUGGAUGGAGAAGGCUCUGAGGGCAUACCAGAAGACCUUGAUGGUUUUCAAUUCCCGGAUGCUAGCGAUGAUGAUGAUGAUGCGGAAGGGGAGAAAACAACCUUGCCCAAGGGUGGCAAGCGCGUGCCAGCUGCUGAGGAGAGAGAGGAAUUCAAGGAAUUAAGAUCCCUUGGCCUGACCCUGAAGCCUCCUGGCACCUCUAUUGGGGUCCAUCCAGCGAACAGGGUUUGGCGUGGAUACUGCGGAGAAAGCAAAUACUUUGGUCGGAGCUGGGGGCAACACAGGUCUCCAAAACAGGCCUUGCUCCUGGUGUACAGGUUGGUCUUGGGGGAAUACCUCAAAACCAAUGUUUCCGAUCAUUUUGCCAAGAAGCAGUUUACCCGUAUUCAAGCUGCAUGCGUGGAGGAGGGGCUUGGUCCCACUGACUGGGAGGCAAAUGAGUGA
Molecule: messenger RNA, 1800 nt
Organism: Durusdinium trenchii
Lineage: Eukaryota; Dinophyceae; Suessiales; Symbiodiniaceae
Source: the annotation of a GenBank genome assembly